Molecule: messenger RNA, 1160 nt
Organism: Babjeviella inositovora NRRL Y-12698
Lineage: Eukaryota; Fungi; Ascomycota; Pichiomycetes; Serinales
Exons: 1
Coding region: 267-854 (195 amino acids)
Source: RefSeq, a predicted model, not a curated record
CUCUUGCAAAUCCCAUGAAUUUAGCCAAUCAGUAAUAUUAAAAAUUACACCAAGCUCUCUUUGUACUCUGGCACGUAGCGCACCGCAGUCAAUUUGCCUAAUCUGGCAAAAAUAUAAAUACGCACGUGAGACACGCACAGUGCCGCCUUUUUCUCUACUGAUGACCCUGCUAAAUUAACUUUUGCGCUUUAACCAUUCUUCUUUUCCAACGGUCCACUGCUACACCCUCCAAACCCAUAUUUGCUAUAUUCAACUGACCAUCAAAUAUGGAAUCCCCAAGUGCCAAGAGACAGCUCCAGACCCAGUACCAGGGCACUACGUACAGCGAUCCUGAAACGGCAUCGCUCGCCACCCUCUCAAUGAGAAUCCGCAAGGCAGUGUCGGACGGCUACUCCACCAACAACAACUACUCCUACCAGUCUGACUUUCAGCAGCAGCACCAGGCGGCCACCCAGUCACACCCGCAGCUGUCAUAUUACAAUGACUCGACGCCUAGACCGAUCGGCUUGUUUGACAGAUUCGGUGGCUUGCAGAUGCUUCAGGAGGCCCCCCAGUUGUCAUCGUCUCCAAACAGCAGCUUAGGAAGCAUCAAGUUCGAGAGACCGCAGUUGCCCCAGCACUUGAGCCAGCCUCCUUUGUUAUCCUUUGGCGACUCUACCCAGGGCAGCAGCUUGGCCGAAUGGGAAAUGAGGGGUGGGCAGUGUGGCACUGCCACCGUCGACAGUUUUUGGAGCACAGAAAAGAACAAACGCUCCCGUAGCGAGUUUGAAGGCCAGCCUACCGCAAAGCAGGUAGCCGAUGCUGCUGCGUAUGAGAAAAAGUAUGGCUCUUUAAGCUUCAACGAGGAGUUCUAGGGCCGGUAUCUGCUCUCCUAUUUGUUUCCCUUUUUCUUCUUUCGGUUCGGUUUCUUGUAUUUUAAUAAAAUGGUUGAAUAAGAUAAAGUAGCAGGCAGACACUGCAAGUGCGAUGACUUGGUGAGGUUUAUAAAUGGGGUUCCUCCUCGGUGAACUCUAUUAGAUUGUCGGAACGAAGGGGCUUGUGAUGCAACGAAUGUUCUUAAGCUCCUGAAUUCCAUCCCCCGUGUAAAUGUUUCCGGAUUAACCUUUACUUACUACCGGCAGAAUAGUCAAUAUAAAUGACCUCUUAUAUGCCCUCUAAUG